Molecule: messenger RNA, 1028 nt
Organism: Colletotrichum phormii
Lineage: Eukaryota; Fungi; Ascomycota; Sordariomycetes; Glomerellales; Glomerellaceae
Exons: 4
Coding region: 231-1028 (265 amino acids)
Source: RefSeq, a predicted model, not a curated record
GACUCCUCCAACAUGCAUCAUAUUUCCUUUUUUUUCGCGCCUCCUAGGCACCAAACUGUGCCGCAAUGAUUCUUCGACCCAAUUUUGAGAUCCCAUGAAGAAAAUAUCACUCAUGGGAAAAGAUGUCACCCAAAGAAACUGAAAGCUGCUCGUAGUCCUCUCAUGUGGUGGUGUUCCGGUUCCCCUUCCCGCUUCACACCACCACCACUACACCCAUCUGGUCGUCGAUAAUGGAACCUGAUCCCCAUAUCGUCGCCAUAUUCGGUCCCCCUCCAGACGGCCUCGACAUUUCAGAAAGCAGCGUCGCUCGCAACAAUGCCGCCGUUAUAAUCCUAGCCGUCCUGGCUUCCGUCGCUGUGGUGCUGCGGCUGAUGGCGAGGUUUCUUCAAGGACAUAGUCUGAAGGCGGAUGAUUGGGCGAUUCUUGUCUCACUUCUUCUCGUAGGCGCCACCGUCGGCCUCAGCAUCGCAGGCGGAGCCUACGGCGCAGAAAACCACGUCUGGUUAUUCACACCUCUAGACCUAACGCAAGUCUUCAAAAUCCUCUACGCCUACACCUUCAUCUACGGCACAGCCUGCGCCGCCACCAAAAUCUCCAUCCUCCUCUUCUACCAACGCAUCUUCCUCCUCUCCACCGCCUCCUUCCCGUCCUUCAAAAUCUCCCUGACCUUGGGCUACGUCCUCUCCAUCGCCUACCCCAUCAUCAUCUGGGCCACCAUGGCCAACGCGUGCCGCCCAAUAUCCUUUUACUGGAACCAGUUCGUGGGCGAGCAGGGGAAAUGCAUCGACAUCAACACCUUCUAUCUGGCGCUCGCCAUCAUCAACAUAGUCACCGACGUCAUCGUCCUCUUGAUUCCCAUCCCGCAGAUUCUAAAGCUGCAAAUGUCGGGGAGGAAGAAGGCUGCUGUUUGUAGUAUCAUGUUGCUGGGAAGUUUCGUCUGCGUAGCAAGCAUAGUCCGAAUAACCUACCUCUCAACCUUCUCCCACGCCCUCGACAUCACAUGGCAAAUGGGCCCCGUCUUCAUCUGA